Messenger RNA from Bipolaris maydis ATCC 48331, 423 nucleotides. NCBI's taxonomy places the organism in Eukaryota, Fungi, Ascomycota, Dothideomycetes, Pleosporales, Pleosporaceae. The record is from RefSeq and is a predicted model, not a curated record.
AAUGAUCGACACAUACGUUUACUCGAUCUUAAAUUCGGUCAUGACGACGAAAUUAUCUCACUUGGAAUCGAAAAGUACAGAAUUGACGACCAUCCGCCAUACAUCGCACUCUCUUACACAUGGGGAGAUGCAAACGACACAUUAAAUCUGUUAUGCAACGGGAGAAUCAUCGCAGUGACCCGAAAUCUUCACGAGGCUCUAUGGCAAUUUCGAGAGAAUCGUAAAAGAUUAGCCAGACUCAAGCCCUAUACAAGGUCCCGUAAUCAACCCCUUCACUUCUGGGUCGAUGCUAUCUGCAUCAACCAGGGAAAGAAUGAAGAAAAGAGCGUUCAAGUGGGUUUGAUGAGAGAAAUUUAUCAACGGGCUAAUCAUGUCUUCGUGUGGUUAGGACCAGCAGACAAGAGUAGUGACGUAGCCAUCCGC